Zychaea mexicana is the source of this 543-nucleotide messenger RNA. RefSeq lists its product as uncharacterized. NCBI's taxonomy places the organism in Eukaryota, Fungi, Mucoromycota, Mucoromycetes, Mucorales, Lichtheimiaceae. The record is from RefSeq and is a predicted model, not a curated record. The annotation marks the transcript as partial. The transcript is spliced from 2 exons.
AAAACCUUAUUCAUGGAUCAGCCAUUACUGCAUGAUAAGCUUGACGCACAUGAUCAGAAUCAGGUCGCUUAUGAUUUGGCGUUCAAAAGCAACCGUCUGGUCUUGGCGAGACGACAAUCGCUUGAAACCCGUGGCGAGCUUGAAACGGAGGGGGAUAGUUCAAGGAAUCACCUGGAGGAUGAAAAUAUCAGCUACGACUUAUACUCGUUUGGAGACCAUACCAUUCUGUUGCAACGGCAACAAGAUGCUUUAAUGGAGGUAAACUCGAACAAACAAACAUACUUGACAGCCGUACUCGAUUACAGCAAGGAAAUCGGUCAAAACCAGCAUUUGGAUCUUCUCAAAUAUCCAAACACACGCACAAAAUACUGGCUGCAGUCAUACGUCUCUGGUCACGGUAAAAUUCUUGAAGGUCAAAUCCAUGUUGCAACCAACCAGCUCGUGGGCACGCGAUGCUUGCACAUGCGCAAUAUUAUGGCGAACUGGACACCCUCUCGAGAAAGCGAAUUUAUACGAACACUGCUUUCAGAUUUGUACACGUAA